AUGGCUAUCUUCAGAAAAGUACUCACAAGCACUGACGUCGAGAGAAGAUUGUCAUUUCCAGAGCAGAGCUUAGCUGAUUUGCCGCCAUUUGAAGGGAGCCCUGCAAUAGAUUUUCCUGUUAUGGAUGAUGAGGACGGCAGCGUUUGGACCUUUUGCUGCACAUUUCGAGCUGGAGUCUUCCCAAGGCCGGUUAUUGUUAAGGGCUGGUCUCAAUUCGUUCGAAGCAAAGAGCUCAAGAGCGGCGAUAUGGUUGUUCUUUACAAGGAGGAGGAUAGUGGGGCACGGUAUAAAAUCAAAGUGAAGAAGAGUUCUAACUGA
Messenger RNA from Theobroma umbraticum, 318 nucleotides. RefSeq names its product B3 domain-containing protein At2g36080-like. The record is from RefSeq and is a predicted model, not a curated record. Gene Ontology annotation, molecular function: DNA binding; DNA-binding transcription factor activity. NCBI's taxonomy places the organism in Eukaryota, Viridiplantae, Streptophyta, Magnoliopsida, Malvales, Malvaceae.